Caenorhabditis bovis is the source of this 1167-nucleotide messenger RNA. The record is from the annotation of a GenBank genome assembly. NCBI's taxonomy places the organism in Eukaryota, Metazoa, Nematoda, Chromadorea, Rhabditida, Rhabditidae.
AUGAAAAAUGGAAAAUUUGAUGAAGGAGAAGCGACUCUUCGAUUGAAAUUGACUCUUGAAGAGGGAAAGAUUGAUCCAGUUGCUUAUCGUAUCAAAUAUGUUUCUCAUCAUCGUUCGGGUGAUAAAUGGUGCAUUUAUCCAACGUACGACUAUACUCAUUGCCUAUGUGAUUCCAUUGAGAACAUUACUCAUUCACUUUGCACCAAGGAAUUCCAAUCGAGAAGAAGCAGUUAUUACUGGCUUUGUAACGCUCUGGAUAUCUAUUGUCCUGUCCAAUGGGAGUACGGUCGAUUGAAUGUUAAUUAUACCGUAGUUUCAAAGAGAAAGAUUUUGAAGUUGAUUACUACAAAGACUGUCAAUGAUUGGGAUGAUCCGCGGCUUUUCACAUUGACCGCUCUCAGACGCCGCGGAAUUCCACCAGAGGCCAUCAACCGAUUUGUGGCUAAGCUUGGACUUACCAUGUCGCAAAUGGUUAUUGAUCCUCAUGUGCUCGAUGCUACAGUCCGAGAUUAUCUCAACGUUCAUGCUCCUCGUACCAUGGCCGUGCUUGAUGGGCUUAAGCUGACGAUUGAGAAUUUCGACGAGUUGAAACUUGGUUCGGAAAUCGAAGUUCCGGACUUCCCAGACGCGGAAAAUAAGAAAACGCACAAAAUUGCAGUUGAUAAGGAAAUAUUUAUUGAAAAGACUGACUAUCGAUCGGACGAUAAGGAUAAGUCAUUCCGAAGAUUGACUCCGAACCAAACUGUUGGAUUGAAGCACAUUGGAUUAGUUCUCACAGUUGUCAAGGAAAUCAAGGAUAAGGAUGGUCACGUACAAGAGCUUAUUGUUCACGGAAGUCCACUUUCUGAUGCUGAAAAACCAAAAGCAUUUAUUCAUUGGGUUGCGAAACCAGUCUCCGCUGAAGUCAGACUUUAUGAACGACUAUUCAAAAGCAAGAACCCUGAAGAUGCCACGGCGGUACCAGGAGGAUUCCUCAAUGACAUCAAUCCCGAUUCGCUGACUGUUCUCUACAAUUCGCUAGUUGACAAAUCAAUUGCCAAUUCGAAGGUUUACGAUAGAUAUCAAUUCGAACGAAUUGGGUAUUUCUCAGUUGAUCCUGAUGCGGUUCCUGGAAAACUCGUCUUCAACAGAACAGUGCUUCUUAAAGAUGGUGGUGCUAAAAAUUAG